Xenopus laevis (African clawed frog) is the source of this 1458-nucleotide messenger RNA. RefSeq names its product embryonic protein UVS.2-like. Bases 85 to 1458 code for a protein of 457 amino acids. NCBI's taxonomy places the organism in Eukaryota, Metazoa, Chordata, Amphibia, Anura, Pipidae. The transcript is spliced from 13 exons. The record is from RefSeq and is a predicted model, not a curated record.
GCUGGGCUCAGGUAUAAAAAGUGGCUCUAAUGUUGCAUUGGGACACAGUCGCAGAGAGAAGGAGAAAUAUACCGAUACCUUAAGAUGGAUGUAAAAAUAUCAGCCAUUCUGCUGGCCUGCAUUAUACAAUAUGCUGUGAGCUCACCUAUACAGGUUUUCUUCUCAGGUGCUAAAAUACUUGCUGAAGAAGAUGCAAUGGCCAAGGAGGACAUUCUCAAAGCAAUAGAAAAAGCAGAUCCAGGAAGCGUGAAGACACAGGACUCCAUGGACAUACUCAGUCAGAUAUUAGAGGCAAACAAAGGUAUUAAGCUGCAAACCCAAGAAGGAGACAUUAUUCAAAAACAAGGUCGUAGCGCCAUAAAUGAUGCAAGAUUCCUUUGGCCUAAGUCUGCCGAUGGGAUUGUCCCUGUGCCUUACAACCUCUCCUACAGCUAUAAUGCGGAUCAGUUAGGUCUCUUUAAGAAGGCCAUUCAGGAGUUUGAAGCCUUAACCUGUGUGAGAUUUGUACCUUGGACAACAGAAGUCGAUUUUCUCAACAUCAUGUCUAAUGGCGGUUGUGGAUCUUUAAUUGGGAAAAAUGGAGGAUCUCAGAGAUUGGAGUUGGAUGCAAAUGGGUGCAUGAUUAUGGGGAUCAUCCAGCAUGAACUGAACCAUGCCCUGGGCUUCAACCAUGAGCAGAACAGAAGCGACCGGGAUGACUAUGUCAUUAUACAUACUGAGAAUAUCAUACCAGACUUUCUCAAAAUGUUCGAAAAAUACAACACCAAUAACCUUGGGAUUGAAUAUGACUACGCUUCAGUGAUGCAUUACUCACGUUAUCACUAUAGUAUCAACGGAGACAUCACCAUUGAGCCCAAGCCUGAUCCAAAUGUUCCCAUUGGACAAAGGGAUGGACUUAGUAUUCUGGACAUUUCUAAGAUUAACAAACUAUAUGAGUGCAAUGUGUGCUCCAAUCUGCUCCCUUACUCCAAUGGGAUGAUGAUUUCAGCCAACUACCCCUCUGCCUACCCUAAUAAUGCCAACUGUGUUUGGUUGAUUAGAACUCCAUCUGGCCAGGUGACCCUGCAAUUCCAAGCCUUUGAUAUCCAGUCAUCUUCGGGCUGCGUCUCUGACUACAUUAAGAUCUAUGAUGGUCCUACUAAGGCAUUCCCUGUGUUAGUAAACAAGGCAUGUGGUACAGGACUGAUCCCUCUACAGAUUGCCUCCACUAACCAGAUGCUGGUUGAGUUUGUCAGUGAUAGAGCAGUUACUGGGACCGGCUUCAAAGCAACAUAUGGCUCAAUUCAGUGUGGUGGAGCUUUCUAUUCCUCACCCAAGACUUUCACAUCUCCGAAUUACCCUGGAAACUAUACAGCUGGCACAAACUGCACCUGGACAAUCACAGCUCCCACUGGAUUCAAGGAGAUCAAGUUCUUCACUUCAACUGGGCUUAGCAGGGAACACAAAUUUAAUCAAUAA